Micropterus dolomieu (smallmouth bass) is the source of this 1050-nucleotide messenger RNA. RefSeq lists its product as uncharacterized. The transcript is spliced from 2 exons. The coding region runs from base 232 to 990 and encodes 252 amino acids. The record is from RefSeq and is a predicted model, not a curated record. Gene Ontology annotation, molecular function: metal ion binding. Lineage: Eukaryota; Metazoa; Chordata; Actinopteri; Centrarchiformes; Centrarchidae.
GUGUCGGUGCAGGCGCCUCUAAUAUAAACACAGAGCAGCGGCUAAAUGACAGCAGGUAAUUGUUACUGGAAACCUGGACGUUUCAUUUAGAGAGGAAAUGGGAAUGAUUUAAUAUUUCCUGCUGUAUUAUGUUAAUACUUUCAACUGUUUACUUGCUAUCAAGGAACAGUAUUAGCGCGCUUUAAUUUGGAGACCAAGCCUACCAGCUAGCUAGCUUAGCUUCAGGUGAACAUGAACUCUCUGGUUGGAUACGGGGUGUCCUCGGAGUCCGACAGUGAUGGAGAUGUAGAGGACGUCAACGACGGCAGUGUUGGUUCUGCUAAUGAGAUAGGUGAUGAAGCAUCAGCUGUCACAAGGACCCGGAACUUUUUGCUAGCGCCUGGCUCUGGUUCAAGUGAAUCAGAAGCAGAGGAAGAGGACACAGAUCCGUCUCCCUCACCGUUACAACCCCAAGCAUCUUCUGCAGCCUGUCACACCACCCUGCCUGCUCCAUCCCUGGGCUCCCUCGCCUCCAAUAAACUACCUCCUCCUUCUUUGAAUACCUGCUCUGACAGCGGCGUGUUUGCCAACCCCUUCAAGGCUCAGGCAGACCAGAAGCUCAGCGCCUUGCAGAAACACGUCCCCCUCACAAUGCAGGCCAAACCCUCCCAGAUAGGAGGCAAAAGGAUAUGCGUGUCAUACAGGAAAGACGGAAGGUGCAGGUUUGGGAUCAAGUGCAAGUUUGCUCAUGACAGUGACCUCCAGACCCCGGUCACUCCCACUGACUGCCAUCCACCUGCGAGUGAGGAAACACCUGCGUCAGAUAAAGCCGAGUGCCACGCAGGUGGCUCAGGAUCCCAGAACCUCCAGCAGGAGACAAAAGAGGAAGAAUCAGGAGGGCAGAAAGCAAAGAAGAGGAGGGUUGGACUGAGUAACACCUUGAUUCCUCCUAAACGAGCAAUGAAGCAGUAUGCCAUGCAUAGGGACAGAGAUCGGAUCAAUAUGUCCUGAUGGAUGUUUCAGGAGCUGUUACACUGCGCUGUCAUAAAGCAAUAAUAGUGUGAUAACAUA